This is a messenger RNA of Prosopis cineraria, 1067 nucleotides long. Its product is annotated as cyanate hydratase. The record is from RefSeq and is a predicted model, not a curated record. Lineage: Eukaryota; Viridiplantae; Streptophyta; Magnoliopsida; Fabales; Fabaceae. Gene Ontology annotation, molecular function: DNA binding; cyanate hydratase activity. The coding region runs from base 97 to 561 and encodes 154 amino acids. The transcript has 4 exons.
GAUGCUGAAAUAAUGAUGAUGAUAAAACGUGUUCGCUAAUAAGAUAAGCGCAAGCAAGAUAACUUGUCUACGCAAUUUCUUCAGGAUUCCACUGAAAUGGAGAGCAAAAGCACCAUAACGAGCCGCCUUCAGGAUGUAAAACGCAAGAGUGGCAAGUCCUACAAUCAGUUAGCAGGGGAGACUGGACUCACCAAUGUCUAUGUUGCCCAACUUCUCAGGCGUCAAGCUCAGCUCAAGCCUGAGACUGCCCCUAAAUUGCGGGCAGCGUUGCCUGACCUGCCCGAUCAACUUGUGCAUGAGAUGAUGAAAGCCCCCAUGAGGUCUUUUGAACCUAAUCUUAUCCAAGAACCCACUAUCUAUAGGUUGAACGAAGCUGUUAUGCAUUUUGGGGAAAGCAUCAAGGAAAUCAUCAAUGAGGAGUUUGGUGAUGGGAUUAUGUCAGCUAUAGACUUCUACUGCUCGGUUGAUAAAGUUAAAGGAGUUGAUGGGAAGGAUCGUGUGGUGGUAACAUUUGAUGGGAAAUAUUUGCCAUACACUGAGCAGGUGGCUAGAGGCAGUUAGAUUUGCUUGUCUGAGAUAACAAGGGCAGUGACCUGGCAAGAGUUUAAUUCCUUAAAAUAGAGGGAGUGCUGCUAUGCAGCUGGAGAGGCAAGUGUAGCAGCAGGAUUUUCUGUCUUCCUGGUGCCAGGGUUGGGUCCAGGGGCCUAAUUCUUGCAUUUUGGUCUUUGCUCUUAUCCCUUUUGUUGGGGUAAAUGCGCUGGACACUUUCCCAUACCAGGCGGGAUUGUCAUAGGAACCUGUUGAAGAGCCCAUAGUCCAUAAAAUACAACAACAAGAAGAAGAAGCUUUAUCCUACUUAGUGGGAAAGCGACAUCAUAGAGUGCACAACUAUAUAGAUUGUGAACAUAUUAUCAUAAUUUAAAGUACAAUGACGUCGACUAUAUAGAUUGUAUGACAAUAUGACAUUAUUGUAUUUUAUUGACAACCAACUCUUGAAAUAUAUUAUUUAAUUUUAAGAGUUGGUUAUUAAUAACAAGGAGUUGAGUAGUCUAGAAUAUAAAACAUUA